Messenger RNA from Drosophila arizonae, 1264 nucleotides. It is a transcript of the gene Nuf2, whose product is annotated as kinetochore protein Nuf2. The record is from RefSeq and is a predicted model, not a curated record. NCBI's taxonomy places the organism in Eukaryota, Metazoa, Arthropoda, Insecta, Diptera, Drosophilidae.
UGUCAUCCAUAAGUAAUUUCAAAAAAGCAAAUAAAGUAAAUAAAUUAUUAUGAAUAACAAUACUGCCGCGUUAGAACUUGUCUGCGAGACGGCCAACUCGCUGUUUCCCGAAUUGAAUAUGCGCCCUAACGAGCUGUCGCAUCCAACCGAGGCAUUUCUAACCAAAGUGCUGAUUUGCUAUCUGCGUUCCUUUGGCUUUCGAGUGGAGCCGCCAUACAAUAUCGAAAGCGAGGCGAAGGAUACGUCCCGAGAGAAGCGCGUGUUCUUGAGCAAACUGUGCCGACAAGUGGAACGCAUAAUACAAAUAUCAUUUCCAGGCAAAACGUUCACAUACAUUGACAUCAUAGAUCCAACUGUUAAAAAGACUUCCAGCACGUUGGAUGUCCUCUUCAAUUACAGAUGUUUCUAUAAAAUGUAUAAGAAGGAGAUCCUAUGCCCCAUUGCAGAUAAGCUUAAGGAGCGGCAGGAUUUAAGUGCAGCCAUCGCAGCAAAACGCUCUGAAUUGGAGCUGAAUAAGCAGAAGGCAGAGCAAAUGAAAAUCGACAUUGUUAAUCACCAGGCCAACAUAGACAAGAUGACUGUGGAACUGCCAAAAGUAAUGGCCGAACUGAAUGAGCAAUCGAAGAUCUUACAGCAAAAGGAAAUGGAAUCAGCUUUGCAGGAGGAGCAGCUGGCGGAGAUCAAUGGCCAGGUUAAGCAAUUUGAGCAGCUGCUGGUCAGGGACACCGAAGUGGAGUUAGUCGAAAGCCAAACAGCGCAAAUACUUGCGCGUAUCGAGAGCUGCAAGCAGGAAAUGGAGAAGCAGGAGGAACUCUUCAAAGAGCGUCGCUUGGAGAUCGAAGCCAAUCAGCAGCUGAUCGAUGAGUUAGAGAAGGCGAUGAAUAUAUUGCCACCAGACGUGCUCAAUGAGUACAAAGAGAAUCUCAAGCUCAAGGAGCGAAUGGAGAAGAAACAUGCAUCGAUAGAAUCCAAACAUCAAAGUGUCUCAAAUAGCAACGAGAAACAGAAACAGCAACUCGCAGAGUGCGAAAAGAAACUAAAAACACUCAAGUCACAAAUCGAAAAGGAUGCACAAGAGCAGAAGCAGCGUAUCGCAGAAUCGGAAACAUUUAUCACUCAGCAAGAAGAUUGCAUCGUUGAGCUGCAGCAGAGCAAGGCCCAGCUGCAGGAGCAAAUAGAGGCGCAGCAGUGCGAUGCGGAGCAAAUCAAAAUAGUUGUCUCUAGCUUAAUAGAUCACUGAGCGGUUCCGACUUAAUAUAUUUAU